This is a messenger RNA of Mycotypha africana, 1968 nucleotides long. RefSeq names its product coth protein-domain-containing protein. NCBI's taxonomy places the organism in Eukaryota, Fungi, Mucoromycota, Mucoromycetes, Mucorales, Mycotyphaceae. The record is from RefSeq and is a predicted model, not a curated record. The transcript has 2 exons. Bases 1 to 1968 code for a protein of 655 amino acids.
AUGAACCAAAACCCUUGCCGCAGCAGCUAUAAAUUAUGGCCAAAUGCAUUAAUAAUAAAACUCAUUCUUCUUUUGUUUACCUCUUCAAAAGUCGGAAACAUGUUAGCGGGUAGUUUCCUCGUAAAACUAUUUGCACUUACCGCAAUAUUGGGUGCACAAGCAGAGGGAGUCCCUCCUACAACCAUUCAAUAUAAUGUGAUCAAGGUGUUGAGCGAGACUGAUAGAAUGGGUGUAAUUGUUGAUAACAUUACCUAUGUUUUAAGGCCAAACGUAGAUUCGCCAAUUAUCCAUUCGGGGGAGGCACCUGUAGCUGCGUUAGGAUACCAUUAUAUUGAAUUUGACCAAAACAAUAACACAAGAGCAGAACCUUUCUUACGUAGCCCGUCUCAAGAGAACACUGCCUACGAAUUUUACAAUCGCACACAAAACACUUACCCUAUUGCUGAAUUGCCAGUACUGUAUGCGCCUUUGAAUACCAUCAAUAAAGUUAAGUCAGACUUACACCCGGAAAACCAAAUUACUACCAUUCACAUUCAGGGUGAUAAUGCAGAGUUACACAAACUACAUAAAAGUAAUAUGACUGAAGAUUUUGGCGUACAUACCAACGUAACUUUUAUCACCCUCAAUCACAUUCAAAAGUUCGAAAAAGUGGAAUUGUCCCUAUCAGGAAGAAGCUCUCGAUGGAUGCCUAAAUUCUCUUAUGGUAUCAAAUUAGCCAAAAAGGAUAGAUUCCACAAUUACAGACGUCUUAAGCUUAGAUCAUUAGCAUCCGACCCCUCUUAUCUUCGUGAAAAGAUCUCAUAUGACAUGAUUCAAUCUACAGGUAUAUUGUCAUCUGGCUUCAGCUAUGCACGAGUCAUUAUGAACGGUCAACAAUUGGGGCUGUAUGGUCUGGUGGAAACGUUCAAAGACCCUUGGAUUGCUAACUCAUUUGAAGGUGGUGAUACAGAACGUAAUUUUGGUAACUUAUACCAAGCUACUUACAGUUCUCCUGCAUCUUCGGCUCUCAAUAUCACGUCUGAUCUUAGUUAUUAUGAAAAUAUCACUCAUUAUCAACUUGGACAAUACACAUUAAAGGAAGGCAGCCUCAGCAAACACGAAGAAUCAAAUUUCAAACCAUUACAAGAUUUUACAAAGUUUAUUGCUGAAACAGGCUCUUCAUCAAAUGAUCUCACUGUAAUUCGUAAUGCCGAUAACCACAACACAGCACCUAUGGCAACAGUAUCGCCACCUACAGUAAAAGAGACUGAAACAGUCAAAGAGUGGCGAAAGCAUUUAAACACUGAUUCUUUUCUUCGUUCCAUGGCUCUUGAGAUUCUUCUUGCGUGGGCAGAUGGAUACUUGACCAUGGCAGACAAUUAUUAUCUUUAUCAAAACCCUAAGGAGAAUAACGCCUUUUUUUAUAUUCCCACCGAUUUCGAUAUGACUAUGGGCAACACUUUGUUCAACAUAAGCAUGCAGUAUAGUGGCAAUUAUCAUACCGUUCCUAACGCUCUUACCCGUCCUUUAUUCAGAAAGAUUUUGGAAGUACCUGAAUUUAAGCAGCAGUUUGAAAACUAUGUCAAAGACAUAGCAAAGAAUCUGGUCAACCCAGCUAUUCUGAACAUACGCAUAGAUGAUAUUGCUAGCAUGAUACAGAAUGACGUGGAUUGGGAUCAAAACGAAUGCACUCAUAUCGGCAGUAAUGUGUUUACAGACAUGGGCUAUAAAUUAGAUGGCAUUCCUUUUGAAGACAUAAAGAAUCAUCCUGAGAAAUUAGAUUUCCCAGGAGCUCAAGAACUAGGGUCUGGAUUGCCUCCGGCUAUUGAUCUUGCUUCCAUGAUUGAUAUGAUGAAGCGGUUUAACCAGUCUAUUUCUUUUCAUAAAGCUGUUAAUGGUCCUAUCGAAGGACAUCCUUCAUUGGUAGGCGUCAAGGAAUUUAUAAAGCACUCCAGUGACAAUACUUUAUAUUAUUUGGAGAAAAAAUAA